UUCUCGAAAUAAACAUAAACAAAAAUAGUUUUACUGUUACCACGAGUUUCGUCGCAGAAACUAGUUGUAUGUCCGAUUCAAAAAUGAAUAAGCAGUUUCAAAAUCCAAAGGCACUACUUAGCGGUCGCGAUAUGCUCGAACAUCACCUAGGUAAUUAUGAUCUAAAAACCCGGCUUGACCGUUUUGUACUACCGGAAGAUGAAAUACAACACCAAGAGUAUAUCUCUCAAAUGAAAGGCGAGCUUUAUUUAAUGCUCGCCCAGCAGCGUGUCGGUAAAGCAGAGACAUACUCUACUGGCGAGUGGAUGACUGAUAGGAGGCGCGUGAAAAUCACAAAAGCCGUUGGCAAAUGGAACAUUUUUGGGUAUAUUGAAGACCACAGUCGUUUCUUGGAAGGAUAUGAAGCCCUACAUCUGAUGGAAUUGAACAGAUUAAUAGUCUACUGGAACUCGGUGGUAGUAUCGGUGGAGCAAGCUUAUUCCAUUUUUCUCGGAUAUACUGGUUCACUUAGCUUAGAAGAGUAUCAGGUGUACAAUACGAUGAUGAGAGCAGGAUUUUACCUAUUGAAAUGCGACUCAAAUCGAACUUAUGAGACUGUACAGGUCAAAGAAUUGGAUGUAGAAGAACGGUGCAUAUGGAGUAAUCUGUAUGAUAUGCUGAACCAGCCAAACCUUUUGAUGCCUGAAGGAUUGGCUAUAAUGAUUACAUUGCAUGUGCAGUGUGCACAUCUCACGAAUUCAACCAUGACUGCUAACUUUGUUAACUAG
Molecule: messenger RNA, 767 nt
Organism: Topomyia yanbarensis
Lineage: Eukaryota; Metazoa; Arthropoda; Insecta; Diptera; Culicidae
Gene: Tsen54
Product: tRNA-splicing endonuclease subunit Sen54
Exons: 5
Coding region: 69-767 (232 amino acids)
Biological process (GO): tRNA-type intron splice site recognition and cleavage
Cellular component (GO): tRNA-intron endonuclease complex
Source: RefSeq, a predicted model, not a curated record